Trichoderma atroviride IMI 206040 is the source of this 198-nucleotide messenger RNA. RefSeq lists its product as uncharacterized. The record is from RefSeq and is a predicted model, not a curated record. Lineage: Eukaryota; Fungi; Ascomycota; Sordariomycetes; Hypocreales; Hypocreaceae.
AUGGAUUCCGGCAACAACCAGCAAAAGAAGGAGGGCGAGAAGCAAUUCUCCAUCCAGCCCAUCCAGGACAACGCCGCCGUCGACCCCAAGUUUGCUGCGCACCAGGCUCAUCCAGGCCCGGCCGUGGCCAAGAACAUGCCUCCAGAACAGGGCACCAAGGAGGAGCGCCAGGCUAGAAAGGAGGAGCUGAACAAAUAA